AUGGCCGCGAUGAAUGUAGGCCGGACAUGUAUCAGACAGCUCAUGAAGGAAAUUCGAUCGAUACCCAGCCGAGGAUGUAUACAGCCAAUACGGAUCCCAUCCCGUCCAUUCACCGGCACGAUACCACGAGCAUCUCCCCAACCAAACCAGCCAAACCUCAACCAGGCAUCAACACAUCAACAUAGCCAGUCAAACAACAACAACAGAUACCAGAACGCAUCACGCCAAGCCAACGCCGAAGGAAUAGAAACAGUAGUCUACUACUCGGCCUCCGUAAUCGUCGUAUUCGUCGGCCUCGCAUACGCAGCAGUCCCCCUUUACAAGCUCAUCUGCACCCAAACAGGACUAGACGGCACACCACUAACUUCCGCUGGCCAUAAAUUCGAGCCUGAAUCCAUGGUCCCUGUCGCCAACGCACGUCCCAUCCGUGUCACAUUCGACUCGUCAACAUCAGAUGCCAUGAGAUGGAAUUUUAAACCAAUAGUUAAAUCUAUAACGAUCGUGCCUGGUGAAACGGCAUUGACAUUCUUCACGGCCAAGAACCCGACCAAUGAAGAUAUUGUAGGGAUUAGCACGUACUCGGUCGUACCGCCGAAAGCGGCUCAGUACUUUAACAAGAUACAGUGCUUUUGCUUUGAGGAGCAGAAAUUGGCUGCCGGGGAAGAGGUUGAUAUGCCAGUGUUUUUCUAUAUUGAUCCAGAGUUUGUUAAUGAUCCGUGGAUGAAGGAUGUUAGUAGUAUUACAUUGUCUUACACAUUCUUCAAGUCAAAGAUGCAAUAA
Molecule: messenger RNA, 780 nt
Organism: Synchytrium microbalum
Lineage: Eukaryota; Fungi; Chytridiomycota; Chytridiomycetes; Synchytriales; Synchytriaceae
Exons: 3
Coding region: 1-780 (259 amino acids)
Cellular component (GO): mitochondrial inner membrane
Molecular function (GO): copper ion binding
Source: RefSeq, a predicted model, not a curated record